Messenger RNA from Orycteropus afer afer, 4365 nucleotides. RefSeq lists its product as uncharacterized. Gene Ontology annotation, molecular function: nucleic acid binding; aspartic-type endopeptidase activity; RNA-DNA hybrid ribonuclease activity. The record is from RefSeq and is a predicted model, not a curated record. NCBI's taxonomy places the organism in Eukaryota, Metazoa, Chordata, Mammalia, Tubulidentata, Orycteropodidae. Gene Ontology annotation, biological process: DNA integration; proteolysis; virion assembly.
AUGGCAGAAAGUGCAGAUGGGAAUGAAGAAGUGAAAGACAGAGAAAAUUUCAAGGCACCUAAACCGGUCCUGGCAGUGAAACCUUAUACUGCCCGGAAGAAAGAACCUGAAGUCAAACCUUCAGCACCGACCUACCCAGUCUUUCAGGGUGGGAUGGAGGAAGAAUUCCUUUUCCCCCGCCCCUUACCAAACCCUUUCAGCAGGACCUCAGACGCAACCGGCAACCAGCAGCUUCACUAUUGGCCUUUUGCCACUGGUGACCUGUACAAUUGGAAAACUCAAAAUGCCAAGUUCUCAGAUGAUCCCAGAGAUUUAACUGACCUCCUAGAAACUAUUUUGUUUACUCAUCAGCCUACCUGGGACGACUGUCAACAGCUCCUCCAAAUUUUAUUCACUACCGAGGAACGUGAGAGGAUCCAGAUGGAAACCCAGAAAUCUGUCUUGGGGGAUAACAGGCAGCCCACUACUAAUACAGAUGUAAUUAAUGCUACCUUCCCUUUGACUCGUCCUAAUUGGGACUACAACACGACUGAAGGUAAGGAGAGACUCCGGGUGUACCGUCAGACUCUAAUGGGAGGUCUCAAGGCAGCCACAAGGAAGCCCACCAAUUUGGCUAAGGUAGGUGACGUACAGCAAGGGAGGGAUGAAAGUCCUGCCGCUUUCUUAGAAAGAUUAAUGGAAGCAUUUCGUCAAUAUACCCCCAUGAAUCCAGAAGCACCUGAAACUAGGGCUGCACUGAUCAUGGCUUUUGUGAAUCAAGCAGCCCCAGACAUUAUGAGAAAGUUACAAAAAAUUGACAGAUUAAAUGAAAAAAGUGUUCAGGACUUAAUGUUAGUUGCAGAGAGAGUUUAUAAUCACAGAGAAAGUCCAGAGGACCAACAGGCCAAAGCACUAGUGGCGGCCAGUGAUCUGAACACUCAGAACCUUGCAAAAAUCUUACUUGCCUCAACAACCGGGAGCGUCCAAGAAAGAGAACAGCAACUACAGAAAAUCACAAAAUACCGAGGGAAACUGUCUAAUAAAACCUCCUGGGUUCAAGGAGCCACAGGAACAAAUCAAUUAUGGACUACCCGAAGAACAGUAGAUCUCAGCGUGGGACGGGUAUCCCACUCGUUCAUGGUAAUUCCAGAAUGCCCUUAUCUACUUCUCGGGAGAGAUAUACUAACCAAAAUAGGAGCACAAAUCCACUUUCAAAACGGAGGGGCAACCAUUAUGGACAGUAAGGGCCAGCCUAUUCACGUGUUAACUGUAAACCUGGAAGAUGAAUAUAGGCUCCACCAACAACCCCCUCCUUCUCCAUCCGAGAAUACAGAACAAUGGUUAUUAGCCUUUCCUAAGGCGUGGGCUGAGACUGGAGGUGUAGGGUUAGCUAAACAUAGGCCAACAGUUUAUGUAGAAAUUAAACCUGGAGCAGACCCGGUCAGAGUCUGCCAGUACCCUAUGUCACGAGAAGCCCGGGAGGGCAUAACCCCCCAUAUCCGGCACCUAUUAAAAUUAGGAAUACUCCGACCCUGUCAGUCUGCCUGGAACAUCCCCUUACUCCCUGUUCGAAAACCUCAUUCUAACAACUAUAGACCAGUACAAGACCUCUGAGAAGUCAAUAAACGAGUCAUGGAUAUUCACCCUACUGUCCCUAACCCAUACACCCUCCUUAGUUCUUUACCCCCAGAUCACCAGUGGUACUCAGUAUUAGACCUUAAAGAUGCUUUUUUCAGUCUACCACUAGCCCCAAAGAGCCAGAACCUGUUUGCCUUUGAAUGGACUGACCCGACAGAAGGCAUUAGCAGACAACUGACCUGGACGAGGUUACCUCAGGGGCUCAAAAUUUUGCCCACGAUUUUCGAUGAAGCAUUACACGAAGACCUGGGUAAGUUCCGAUUCGACCACCCCAGUCCCACACUGUUACAAUAUGUAGAUGAUCUCCUAGUUGCUGCAGCAGACUACGAGACCUGCCUCCAAGGAACCAGAGACCUACUCCAAACACUAGGAGAUAUGGGGUACCGAGCCUCAGCCAAAAAGGCUCAACUUUGCCAGCCCGAGGUGAGCUAUUUGGGGUACAUGUUAAAAGAAGGACAAAGAUGGCUGACUAGGGCCCGCAAAGAGACUGUGCUAAAAAUCCCUAGACCCAGCACCCCACGUGGAGUGCGGGAGUUCCUAGGAUCAGCCGGCUACUGUAGACUUUGGAUACCAGGUUUUGCAGAACUAGCAAAACCUCUCUAUGAAGCAACUAAGGAGGGGCAGAAAUUUCAGUGUACAGAGGCCAUGGAAAAAUCCUUUAAUUCACUUAAAACUGCCCUUCUGUCUGCUCCUGCCCUUGGACUGCCUGAUGUAACAAAACCCUUCCAUCUAUACGUUGAUGAAAAUAAAGGGGUAGCGAAAGGAGUUGUAAUCCAACACCUAGGCCCCUGGAAAAGACCGGUAGCCUAUCUCUCAAAAAAAUUAGACCCAGUAGCAGUGGGGUGGCCCCCGUACUUACGCAUAAUAGCAGCAACAGCCUUGUUAGUGAAAGACACGAACAAACUUACACUGGGGCAAGAACUACAUAUUACCACCCCGCGUGCCAUAGAAGGGACUCUUAAGCAACCUCCCGAUCGAUGGCUCAGCAAUGCGCGGCUCACCCACUACCAAGGACUGUUACUGAACAACCCAACGAAAAUUAUCUUCCAGUCACCUACGGCACUGAACCCUGCCACCCUGUUACUGGAUCCGGAUUUGGGUGCUCCACUCCAUGACUGUGUCGACACUCUAGCUCAAGCGCACGGGAUCCAAGCUGACCUAUGAGACACCCCCUUACCAGAUGCCAAGGUUACCUGGUAUACGGAUGGGAGCAGCUUUGUGCGUGAUGGACAAAGGUAUGUGGGAGUGGCAGUAGUGACGGAAACUGCGAUAAUUUGGGCUGAACCGUUACCGGCCAGAACAUCGGCUCAACGAGCUGAACUAAUAGCAUUGACCAAAGCCCUAACUUUGGGAAAAGACAAAAAGUUAAAUGUUUAUAUGGACAGUCAUUAUGCUUUUGCCACGGCACAUAUUCAUGGGGCAAUUUAUCGGGAAAGAGGGCUACUAACCGCGGAAGGGAAAACAAUUAAAAACGAAAACAAGAUCCUAGAUCUACUAGCUGCCCUGUGGCUCCCAAAGAAACUUGCCAUCAUUCAUUGUCCAGGGCACCAGAAAAUCACCACCCCAAUUACUCGAGGCAACAAUCUAGCAGACCAAACCGUCCGAGAAAUUGCACUGUCUACCAACCUAGUAUUAACUUCCAACCUACCUGAUCCUGGGACCAUCCUCCCCGAAAAACUGGGAGAAGAAUUUUUAUUCAAAAUACACCAAACCACCCAUCUAGGAACCAAAAAGAUGCAGGAGUUAUUAAAAUGGGCAGACGUAAUAAUUAAAAAUGCUCAAUGUAAAAUUGAAAUAAUUGUUUCUGACUGUAAGGCCUGUCAAUUAACCAAUGUUACUAAAAAACCCUCCAAAUCUGGCUCCAGAUCAAGAGGCAACACACCAGGGACUUGCUGGGAAGUGGACUACACGGAGGUAAAACUAGGAAAAUAUGGAUAUAAAUAUUUGUUAGUCUUUAUAGAUACCUUUUCAGGGGGGGUGGAAGCCUUCCCCACCAAGAGAGAAACGGCCCACGUUGUAGCCAAGAAACUACUAGAAGACAUCAUACCCAGGUAUGGUUUUCCUACUACAAUAGGGCCAGAUAAUGGACCGGCAUUUGUGUCUAAGGUAAUACAGGGUUUAGCAACUAUUCUUGGGGCUAAUUGGAAAUUACAUUGUGCUUACAGACCCCAAAGUUCAGGUCAGGUAGAAAGAAUGAACAGAACUCUAAAAGAGACCUUAACCAAAUUAACCAUAGAGACUGACAGAGACUGGGUGACUCUCCUCCCCUUUGCCCUAUUUCAGGUCCGUAACUCUCCUUAUAAAUUAGGAUUAACACCUUUUGAGAUUGUCUUUGGCAGACCUCCACCUAUUACUCCCAGAUUCCAGUCUGAUUUAUUACGUGAAAUUGAUAAUUGUGAACUCAUUUAUUCUCUUCAAGCCCUGCAACAAACCCAACAGGACAUCUGGCCGAACUUAAGGGCCCUCUACCAAUCUAAUCCCCCUCCCGAACCUCACCGGUACCAGCCAGGUGAUUGGGUGUAUGUGCGGAGACAUCAACAAGAGACUCUACAACCUCGCUGGAAAGGACCCUACAUCGUGAUCCUGACCACACCCACCACCCUCAAAGUUGAUGGAAUAACCUCCUGGAUUCAUCAUACCCAUGCCUGCAAAGCCGAUCCUGUCCCUGACCAGGACCCACCAUGGCACAUCUCCAAGGACCCCAACAAUCCGCUCAAACUAAAACUUCAGCAAUGUGGACCUUACUAG